AUGGGGCACGAGCAUGGACUCAUGUCCAACGUACAACACUCCACGCUAGAGAAGACGCCCUCCAUGGAGGACGGUCUCUCCCCAAAGACAGGUACGGCGCAGGACAAGCAAGACAUGUGGCGUGCUGGACGAGACCAGGAAUUAAACAGAAACUUCCGCUUUCUUUCUGUUCUUGGAUUUACAGCAGUGCUGAUGUGCACAUGGGAAGCAGUGCUCUUUGGUUCAUCUUAUGGAUUGACUAAUGGCGGGAAAGGAGGAAUGAUCUAUACUUAUCUAGGAGGCCUGGUAGGAUUCAGCUUUGUGAUCCUCUCGAUGGCUGAGAUGGCAUCCAUGGCCCCAUUGUCGGGCGGUCAGUAUCACUGGGUGUCAGAGUUCGCACCCCCCAGCUCUCAGGCCCUGUUAAGUUACAUCACUGGCUGGAUUUGCGUAUUGGGUUGGCACACCGGUAUCGCAGGAUGCUGCUAUACAGUGGCUAAUAUGAUGGUUGGCGUGAUUUCCAUUAACUAUCCCGACACCUAUACCUAUGAGCCAUGGCAUGUUACACUGCUCGUUAUUGCGGUGGCCCUGGUAGCCUUGAUAUUUAACACAUUCCUGGCUCAGAAGCUCCCCUUGAUCGAGGGUAUCAUCUUGAUUGUACACUGCUUCGGUUUCUUUGGAAUUUUGAUCCCACUUUGGGUGUUAUCUCCUAAGGUUCCUGCUUCCGAAGUGUUUGGUUCGAUCGAGGAUCGGGGUGGAUGGGGUAACAAUGGACUCGCGUGUAUGGCUGGGCUUGUCGGACCCAUAUAUGCAUUGAUUGGCCCUGACUCGGCGGUUCAUAUGGCGGAGGAAAUUCGAGAUGCGUCCCGGGUGCUCCCCAUGAGCAUGGUCUGGACGCUGAUCCUCAAUGGGUCCACUGGCUUUGUCAUGAUAAUCACAUUUGCGUUCUGCGUGGGCGAUAUUGAUGCGGUGCUCAAGUCUGAAACAGGCUUCGCCUUCAUUCAGGUCUUCCUUAAUGCUACGGGAUCAGUCAGCGCUACGACAGGCAUGACAGUGGUUAACCCGACCUUCACCGUUCCAGUAAAUGCCCUUUGCGUCAGUCUCGUUAUUGUCUCCCUCCUCUCUUUAAUCAACAUUGGGUCUUCUGUGGCUUUCAACGCCAUUAUGUCCCUCGGCACAGCCGCACUUCUGUCAUCCUAUAUCAUAUCUAUCACCUGCGUUCGUAUUCGACGCUGGCGCAACCAGCCCCUACCACCCGCACGUUGGAGCAUGGGCAAAUUCACUCCCAUUUGUGACACCAUUUCCAUCAUGGUUUUGAUGGUCAUAUGGGUCUUUAGUUUCUUUCCCCUGACUAAAGAAGUGGAUGUAACUACCAUGAAUUGGGGUGUGGCUAUCUUUGGGGGUGUUGUUGUGGUUUCACUGGCGCCCCAAGUUGAACCGCCAAAGUUCAAAUUAGCGCAAGAGAGGGAACUAUACAAGUAUCUCAAACUAAACCAAGCUUUUCAAUCUGGUCCGAGCGUCCUCGAUACACCCGAGAAUGUGCAAAAUCAACAUACUGCCUAUGUCCCCCGAUCGUCGCAAGAUACCGCUUUGACGGCGUUCGCCCAGCUAGGAGUUUUGAGAUUGAAAGCUCAACGUGCCUUAAUCUCACUUUUUGGUCGAAACCAACAAUAUAUCCUUGCAGAGGCCACUCAAACACUCAGUCUUCAAGAUCAUACAGUGGAGAAUGAUCGAGAUGCCUUAUGGUUGGGUUGCUGCGUUGUCCCCAAGGAGGAAGGGAUAUGUCAAAAAGUCGCUUCCCUACCGCAAAUCAAACUAGAGGACGACUCACACGUGAUUGACGGUAUCUACAUGGUACCUGAUCUGCGCGAGGAUGCUCGGUUUAACAAAUUGCCCAUGGUUACCGGCUAUCCUAAAGCGAGGUUCUAUGUAGGCGCCCCCAUAAUCAGUUCUAAAGGGAUCACCAUCGGAUCGUACUGCAUUAUCGACGACGAGCCACGAUCCAGAUUGGACCCCCCGUUGAUAAAGUUCCUACAAAAUAUGGCAUCGACCGUCAUGGCUCACUUGGAUAUGGCCCGAUGCAAAGCGGAACAUCAUCGCGCAGAGAGAAUGAUUGUGGGGUUUGGAAGUUUUGUGGAAGGUAAAUCAACGCUCCGAAAGGAGUGGGUACAGGAAACUGGACUGCGCCUGAAUGACCAGGAACAUGACGAAGGCCAUCUGAAUAUACUACAGCAAAAUGCACAAAUCAAAUCCGGUCUGCUCACAACUGUCCACACUCGCCCGUCAUCCCCGCUGCUUCAGUCACAGGCGUCUUCACGCAAUAGUCCUGAUCAGUCCAUAUCCGAAUUGCCCGGUGUACCACCAGCGAGUCUCUCCCCAGGGCCAUUCUCCUCUUCGUCAAAGUCCGACCAGGGUUCAGACGCCAGUAUCGAUCAGAUGUCAAGUCCCAAUAAAUCUGAAACACAAACUAGCUUCUCCGUCCGAAGUACGGCGUCGACCGAGAAUUUACAAGACGACAUGCUAUCCAUCGGAGUUCGACAAGUCUUUUCGCGAGCAGCUAACAUCAUCCGGGAGUCAAUAGAAGUCGAAGGCGUCGCGUUCUUCGAUGCAAGCAUUGGGUCGUACGGCGGUCUCGUCAGCGAUACAAAGCGAAAGGGACCAGGCUCAGAUAGCAGUACUUUGGAAAGCUCCAUGGGCAGCAGCGACGAUGGUACAGGAUCCGAUUCCCAGAAAAGCUCUACCGCAUCAGCCGGGAAGGACACCAUACCAGAGAAUACGACUCUAUGUGAAAUCCUAGGCUUCUCGACUUCGACCACGUCCAGUAUCAACGAUGAAUCAAAAGGAAGACUUGCACUCCGGGAAGUAUUGUUGAAGGCGCUUCUACGACGUUACCCGCACGGCAAGAUUUUCAAUUACAGCGAAGAGGGAUCAAUGUCCUCGGAUGAAAGCAGUGAUGCACCUUCCAAGAGUUCGCUGGAUCGUGGUGGUUCAAACCCGAAUGCCGACCUCAUUGGCAGAAGAGUAAGAGGAGGCCGGAAAAAGACGCGCAGUGCCACACUCAAAGAGGAUGGGGAUAUCCUCAUUCGACUCUUCCCGGGAGCUCGCAGUAUCGCUCUUCUGCCGAUGUGGGACUCCCAUCGAGCUCGAUGGUUCUCGGGCGCUCUGGUAUGGACAAACACACCUCGGCGCGUCUUCACGUCCGAGACUGAGCUCACCUAUCUGUCGGCCUUUGGAAAUAGUAUCAUGGCGGAGGUGCAUCGUCUGGAUGUCGAGAUGUCGGAGAAGGCGAAAACAAACCUGGUCAGCAGCAUCUCGCACGAGUUACGAAGUCCCCUCCAUGGCAUUCUCGGUACGUCAGAAAUACUUCGGGACACGGCGAUGAACGCGCUUCAACAUGGAUUGGUACACACUAUUGAAUCGUGUGGGCGGACAUUGUUAGAUACGAUCAAUCAUUUGCUAGACUUCUCGAAGAUAAACAAUUUUCGGAAGGAAAGCAAGAAAGCUAUCCACAAACGGAAAAGCCCUCCAAGACGACACAAAAUCACGGACCCAUCGCCUCAUAGCCUGAAGCCAUCACGACGGGCACGGCAUAGUGGGAUGAUAAGUCUGAAGGCUGAUAUUCGGUUAGAUGCCGUUCUGGAAGAGGUUAUGGAAAGUGUCUUUGCGGGCUACAGUUUCUACCACAGCCCACAAAGAUCAACGGCGAUAGACAAUCCAGAUCAUAUGGCACCCGAACUACUGGGACUCUCGCAGCAAGAAAAUCAGGUCAGCGUCAUACUGGAUAUCGAUGCUGCCGAGUGGAGGUUCUCCACCCAAAUAGGCGCCUGGCGCCGCAUCAUGAUGAACAUUUUCGGCAACGCCCUAAAGUACACCAAAACUGGCUUUAUCUUAGUCAAGUUAGCGGCGUCGCCUGUUACUCCCGCCAAAGACACCGUGCCCGGAGGAUCUUCUGAUUUUAACGUGACCCUCACGGUCAAGGACACGGGUAUCGGAAUGAGCAUGGAGUAUCUUCAGAAUAGUUUAUUCACUCCUUUCACACAAGAAGACUCGCUUGCACCUGGAAACGGACUCGGGUUAAGCAUUGUUCACCAUGCGGUUCUGUCCAUGGGUGGUCAUAUCGAAGUCACUUCACUUCGGGGUCGUGGUACUCAAGUCUCGAUUGAAGUCCCUCUUACCCAUGUGCCGGCUAAAACGGCAAACGUCAGUGGCUUCGAGCCCGAGCCCAUUUUGAAAAUGAAACAAAUUACUCGUGGCGCGACUCUGGGACUUCUGGAGUUAGGAUCACCCGACAUCUCCGAUCGCGAUACAAUUCUCCGUGCCUCUUUGGAGAAAUUGUGCAAGAACUGGUUCGAGAUGGACGUCCAUAUCCUGAAUCCAUCGGAUGCUUCUUUCCCCGAGUGUGAUUUUUACGUUGCAGUACAGACCGAUACCGAUUCGGUGCACACUUGGCAAUCAUGGUUGUCAAAAACACAGAAUUAUUCCCAUCGAAAUAACGGGAGUCGAAAACCUCCCAUUGUGGUCAUUUGUCGCUCACCAGAGGCAGCGCAUCACAUGUUUGUGGCAGCAAACCAAUCGAAUCAUGAGGCCAUUGUCGAAUUCAUCAGCCAACCCUGUGGCCCGCGAAAGUUGGCCAAGGCAUUUGACAUAUGCACCAAGCGGCAACAAGGCCAGGAACCUAUAGCUGAGGGUGACUCUAAUAUAAAUCAAGAUCAGCCUCAGGGAGGGGUCACAUUUAAACUGACGGAGUCACCUCCAGAUUCCAGGGAGGAUAUUGAAACACAAUGCGCAGAACAUGAGUUGAAUUUCCAAAAACACAAAACAGGAAAAAAGACGAUAGAUGAUGAACACCACAAGUUGGACGCAACGGAAAACCCACAGCACACUCAUCUUUCUCAAAAUAAAAGUGAUGCCACUACGUUACCAAUUCGACAGGGAUUGCCCAAGACAGAGGAGCCUACUUUGAACGUGCUGUUGGUUGAAGACAACGAUAUAAAUCUGCGGAUAUUGGUUGCACAUAUGAAGAAAGAAGGCUACAAGUAUACGACAGCCCGCAAUGGUUUGGAGGCGUUGAACAUUUUCAAAGCCCAUCCUACGAAGUUUGGAGUGAUCCUGAUGGACAUUUCGAUGCCGGUAAUGAACGGGUUCGAAUCCACUCGGCUUAUUCGCAAGGCUGAGCGUGAAUAUCAGAACGGACUCGAUAUUUCAGCGAAAACAUCAUUUAGACCUGUGACUAUUGUUGCUCUGACUGGCCUUGCAAGUGCUAGUGAUCGACACGAAGCUUAUGGGUCAGGAAUGGACCUCUUUUUAGCGAAGCCGAUCCAACGAAAACAAUUAUUCGCGGUAUUGAAUGAGAGAAAGGCCGGCGAGGUCAAGAAACCCUCUCAAUGA
This is a messenger RNA of Penicillium griseofulvum, 5364 nucleotides long. Its product is annotated as CheY-like superfamily. The coding region runs from base 1 to 5364 and encodes 1787 amino acids. The transcript is spliced from 10 exons. NCBI's taxonomy places the organism in Eukaryota, Fungi, Ascomycota, Eurotiomycetes, Eurotiales, Aspergillaceae. Gene Ontology annotation, molecular function: transmembrane transporter activity; phosphorelay sensor kinase activity. The record is from RefSeq and is a predicted model, not a curated record. Gene Ontology annotation, cellular component: membrane. Gene Ontology annotation, biological process: phosphorylation; transmembrane transport; phosphorelay signal transduction system.